AGAGAGGAGCUUUAUCCAUUCUACGCUCUUCACUCGGAAAGAAGAGAAAGGAGCGGAUGCGAAGGGACGAACGUACGCACAUCCAGGAUCCAUUGGACGAAACGACGCAGUCAACUGAAUCUGAUGGGUGGCAACAACGGAAUGGGCCAAAACCAGAUUUGUGGGCACAGAUGCGACACUUGGAAUAUCGAUGAAUAUCCGGAUGCUCCACUGGGUUUCCCAACAAAAAGCAAAGCAGCGUCAAGAACUUCGCAACACUCUCUCCUUUCCCUCCUGAACCGCGAAAAUGCCGAUCCUAACUGCGAAUCUAGGACUGGCAGGGUCAUCGUCGAUUACCCUUUUCGCCCUCUCGCAGCUCUUUACCGGUGACGCGACCUCUGCUUCCAUGGCCCGCCACAAUGGCGGUUCCCCCAAGAUAUGCCUCAAGUACGCGAUUUCCAAGAGACCCUUUUCGUUCCACGGCGUCGUCAGGGCCUCUGUGUCCGUCUCCGGUGAUGCUUAUACGAAGGACGGCGAGGAAGAAGCCGCAACUGCUAGUGCUAAUGCCGCUAACGGAGCUCCUCAUCCGGAUGCCGCUAGACAAGCUCGGAGGUCCGCUGAUUGGAAGGCAGCAAGGGCGUAUACCAAGAGUGGACUGAUUUAUACAGGAAGAGUUGAAGGAUUCAAUGGAGGGGGAUUGUUGGUCCAGUUUUAUUCUCUCGUUGGCUUUCUACCCUUCCCACAGUUGAGCCCAUCGCAUUCUUGCAAAGAACCAGACAAAAACAUCCAAGAGGUUGCGAAAGCUCUGAUUGGCUCAGUUGUUCCUGUGAAGGUAAUCCAAGCAGAUGAAGACGGCAGAAGAUUAAUAUUUUCUGAAAAAGAAGCGGUCUGGUCUAAGUUUUCUGAACAGAUCAAUGUAGGAGAUAUCUUUCAAGCCAGGGUGGGUUCCGUUGAGGAUUAUGGUGCAUUUGUUCACUUACGUUUUCCUGAUGGAUUGUAUCAUCUUACUGGACUAGUACAUGUAUCUGAGGUUUCAUGGGAUUUAGUUCAAGAUGUGAGAGACAUUCUAAGCGAAGGUGAUGAAGUGAGGGUCAAAGUCAUCAAUAUUGAUAGAGAAAAGUCAAGGAUUACUCUGUCAAUGAAGCAGUUAGAGGAGGAUCCACUACUUGAAACUUUGGACAAAGUGAUUCCUCAGGAUGGCUCAGUUAAUUCUGAUGCUUCAGGCACUAACAGCAGCAGCAAGAUCGAUCCUCUUCCUGGGCUUGAAACAAUUAUUCAAGAACUACUACAGGAGGAAGGCAUAGAGGAUGUGAGUAUUAAUCGACAAGGCUUUGAGAAACGGGUCGUUUCGCAAGACCUCCAACUCUGGCUCUCCAAUGCACCACCAAUAAACAAGAAAUUUAUCCUUCUUGCUCGCGCUGGGAGGCAGGUGCAAGAAAUACAAUUGACAACAUUGCUUGAUCAGGACGGAAUUAAAAGGGCGCUACAGCGAGUUUUAGAGCGUGUCCCGUGACUUGGAGAUCGGGUAAUAUAAUCAUCGGUUUCA
Messenger RNA from Rhodamnia argentea, 1525 nucleotides. RefSeq names its product 30S ribosomal protein S1. The transcript is spliced from 10 exons. Gene Ontology annotation, molecular function: nucleic acid binding. The record is from RefSeq and is a predicted model, not a curated record. Lineage: Eukaryota; Viridiplantae; Streptophyta; Magnoliopsida; Myrtales; Myrtaceae. Bases 287 to 1492 code for a protein of 401 amino acids.